Trichoplusia ni (cabbage looper) is the source of this 1959-nucleotide messenger RNA. RefSeq lists its product as uncharacterized. NCBI's taxonomy places the organism in Eukaryota, Metazoa, Arthropoda, Insecta, Lepidoptera, Noctuidae. The coding region runs from base 270 to 1493 and encodes 407 amino acids. The record is from RefSeq and is a predicted model, not a curated record. The transcript is spliced from 6 exons.
UUGCCUUAUUUUCAGUACUAUUACAUUUCAUUACUAUUUUGAGAUACAAGGGGUUCAUUGUAGUAGAUUUUUUCUAGCAAGAUUAACUUUAUGAUUUUCACAGUAAAUUCAAUUUGUGAGAAGAAAGGAAGAAUAAAACGUGAAAGUGGGAGCGUCAGAUGUCUCAGACGUCUGACAUUUCAGUACUACCGAGUACCUACCGAAUUUGUUUGAAGUAUUUUUACUAUUUUUGUUGGUUUAUCAAGCUGAAAAUUUAGAAAAAUUGAAGAAUGUCUUUAUCAGACUUAAAACAUUCUCUUAGAAAAUAUGAAUUUCCGGUGUGUGCCAAAGAAGCACUCAGCAGAAUCGAGCAACUGCUGGUGGGGCGGGCGGCUCCAUCUAACAAGCAGCUGGAUGUGGCAAUGGACAUAAUAUCUGAAUUCGUGUUCUGCGAGGCUGACCGCCGCGGAGGUCGAGACCGGCGUGGAGGAGGACUUAGUCCUCUUCAGGAGCUACAGCUCAUAGACAUCAUAUGUGACUACCUGUCCGCCUGCACUAAUGAGAUUACUAAGAAUACUGUAUUCUUGUCGUUGUUCGGUGGAAUGGAGAGCCAGAGGAGACUAAAGAUACUAAGUAUAUUAGCCAGCAUGGCUGUUUCAGCUUCUAGUACACCAGUACUUUUAGCAGUUGGUGUCUGGCUCCAACAAAUGGGUUGUUCUUCAGCCCAGUCACUGCAGCUGGUGGAGAAUGUGAUCAGGGACCACUUCUACCUGAACACCUCUAACCAAGUGGCUUUGAAGUCCCUAGCUAACAGUGCUCCGCAGUUUGUUUCAAACUUUAUAACUGCAGUUACUGAGCUGUACAUGCAUGAUGCUCAGGGUACAACCAAGUUGCCCCCAAAAAAUCUUUUGGAAAUCAUCACCUCUUGGGUUUACUCCAACCCCACCCUCUGUAUGUCGGCGCAGCUGAACCCCGCGGCGCUGCCGAGCGGCUCCAUCCCGAUGGCCGCCGUCACUCCUCUCGCGGGACUCAUACACUGGUGUGCUCUCGCGCCGCUUUAUAUAGAUGAUGAUUCAGAAAUGGUCGAAAUACCAGAAGUACCUAUGAAGAAAAUAAAAUUAGAGGGUGAAACUGAAAGAUCUAUUGUAAAAACUGUGACACACAAGCCACUGUCAGAGUCAGAGUUAUACAUGAGGCUGCAUUUAGGAGUCCUGCACAGUUUGCGUGCCGGGCGGCGGACUCACGGACCGCCCACGGCUGUGAACGCGCAACACCUUGCGGCGCUGGCGCCCGUCGUGCAGACCUACGCACACAGCGUGCUCAAAAGAGGUGGCAAGCUACAAAUAGAUGAUAAGUUACAAGAUUGUCUUGACAGGAUAGGGCAAGCAGUACAAGUUGCCUUGGCUAACGGUUGUGUGUACGGCAAUAUAAACAACCUCCUUGCUGCACUGGAUACCCUUCCAGAGAACAGGCUGCUGCGCAUCAUCAUCAAGACCCAUCAGCAGAUCAUCUGACAAAUGAUUUGAUUUAAUAUGGCCAUGAACAGUGCAUAAACUCAUGAUAAGACAAUACAUCCAAUAUUAAAGAAUUUAUACAGGUGUUGGUGGUUGCUGAGAUGGUGAUUCUUAAAGUCAUGUGGAUGUUUACAGUGAGUUUUAAUACUACCUAAAAUUGUACUGAAGGUAUUGGAACUCUGGUACUUAUCAGUAAUGUAAGAUACUACACCAAUGUGCAAUUGUGGAUAAAGACUUCUAUGAUACAAUAAUAUAUAGAUUAUAAUAGAUGGUACUAUUAGUACCUACUUUUACUUAGUGUGUGCAACAUUUUCAGUGCAUAUUAUUUUGUAAGUACAAUACUUAGUUUGUAUACUUAGUAAAGAAUAUUAUGAUGAAGUUCUAGUUCCAGGUUGUGUUGUCUCCAUAUUAUUACAAUGUGGAAUAGUUGCAAACUGAUUUGUGAAUAAAAUACUGUGAUAAAUUA